UCUGUGGCAACGUUCACAUUCUUUCUCACAAAAUUCUUGAUCCAAGUGAUGUUUUGUUCCUCAAUCGUUCAGUCUGUUGAUGUGCAAAAGCUAAAUGAGCAAAGAGUCCUGAAAGUCGUUGUGUUCAACAGCAUUACAAGUUACUGGCGGUCAGAAUAGGUGCAAUACCUGGAGGUGUGAAGCUUGAAAGCAGCAGAUUGGAAACGUCUGCCGAAUUGCUGGAUUAGGAGGAUACAGGAUACCCCACAACAGGAACGAGGCGUGAUGGCGAGCCCAAGACGAAACCCCCUUGGGGAACACACGGCCAGCAAUGCGUCAGGUUCGACAAGUCCUCAACGUCACAAUAACCAAGGGUUCUUUUCGGAUUCCAAGGGUAUAGGACACGAACAAGAGGAUAAUGACGAGAAUGUCAUCAGUGCUACGCAUUCGUACUCGCCUUCGAAAGCCAUAAACGAAGACAGAAACUCUGCCAACUUUUACAGCUCUGGUAAAUCUCGCUCCAUGGACGCCAACAUGCUUGCAGCGAUGCGAAGAGGCGUGAUGAACCUUAUCGACGGGACGGCGUCGGGGACAACCGCUACAACCUCAACAGUUGCUGCGAACGGGGAAGAAGAAGAAGAAGAAGAAGAAACAGCAGCUACCACGAAUGCAACUAUGCAAGGCGACGAAAUGACUACCGGAACCAGUAAUCUCACCGCAGAGAAUCCUUUUGAAACCCCCACGAUUGAGGAUCUGGCUGUUCUCGAAAAACCUACCAUUGUGCGUCAACAGUCGCAAGUGACCACGAUCUUUUCGUCGGAAAACCCCUUUGACGGGCUCGGUGACAGCAACAGUGACCACAAGUCCAGCGGUAGCAGCAAUGUCAGUACCGACAGCAAGCACGAAAUCGCCAUGGUUGAGACGGUUACCAGUGAAGAUUCCACUUUGGACAAUGCUACAAAGGCAACGAUGGAUCACUCCAAAGCAAGCAGCACCUUCUUGAGCAAUCACACUUUUGAUGGAACCAGUGACGCUAUCAUGGAUGGUCCUCCUGAGGGACGGGGAGUAUUUCAGCCCCCACAACAGGUUGUAUCGAAAAACCGCUUUGACAGGUUUCCCACGAGAAGUACUGACGAGUCUAGCAGCGUCUUCCUUCAGAAGCCUGUGUCUUCCGACGGCGAAGAUGGAGUUGGAUUUCAUCAGCCAACGGAAAGCCCGGUAUCGUCAGAAGACAGCGAUGAUGUUGGCUAUGGAUCAUCAAAGAGCCCAACUGAAGAAGGAGGCAGCGCUUCAUCCAAGGACACUUUUUCGACUGCCAUGGGAAGUAUUUCGGCGACCAGCUCGAGAGACACAAACGAUUUUGACUCCGAAAUCAUGUCCAAUGCAACUUCGGACGCGUUCAGUGGAUUGAUGAGCCAACCUGAUACUGAGUCGUUGUCUGAGGCCGGAACAAAACCGGCAUAUAAGUCACGCACGCGAUAUGGACCCUCCGCAACGCGAAGAGGUGAUCUUCAGAGUUCCCUCUCAGGCAGAGAAGACGAAACCCUUACAUUGUUUAGCGCUGCCACGGACAAGACCCCUCGGAUGAACAAUCUUGAGACUCAAGACCAGGCCGAAUCAUCGCCAAUGUCACCCAGAGACCGGUAUUUGAUGGCCAUUAGGAACUCAAUCUCGAAGCACCAAAAGGCCUGCGGGCCAAUGUCUCCUCGGGAUCGGUACUUGAUGGCCGUCAAGCAAGCUGCCGAAAAAUGCAGAAUCGUGAUCUCGAGUCCCAGGGAAAUUGUCACCGGUCCCUGCACUACUCCCGUAAAGGCUCAGAUCAGACAGUUCGAUCGUUCCCCCAGCGAUUUGAGCUUGGGGCGCUCGCCGUCUAGAAGCUUUGAACGUUCCCCGACUGCCCGGAAGUCUUCAAGUAGAUUUGCCUUACCUUCGACACCAACACUGGGAAUGUCCAACAGUGAAAAGGAGGAUGAGGAGGAACAACCCCUUGAGUUUGGCUUGGCUUUGUUCGGCAAAGAGGAUUCAGCAGCAGACCUGACAAAGGAAGUGGAUCGUCUUAACGAGAUUCACGCCAAGAGCGCUUUGUCUACCUUUCACCAAGAUGUUAGUCGAUCAUCAUCUGGCGAGUUACCGGUUAAGGAGCAAAUUGACAAGGGCAGCGACACCUCACCAGUGAAGACCUACCUUCAGUUAGACGUAGAAGCGGCUGCUUCGAAUCAAGAAGAAGUUGAAACGAAAGCUGAAGAAGCGGAACCAGCAAAGUCGAUGGGCCCAAUCGACACAUUGCGAAGCUCCCUUGCCAUGAUUUGGAACAGCAAACCCGUGCCCAGAUUAGCUGGGAGCCAGUCAUCUGAACAGCAGCCUCAAGAAUCAAACCAGAAGACCAUUGCACAGUCCAACUCUGAGCCUUCGCCGCUAACCCAGGUUGCCGUCGAGACGUCAGAUAUUCCAGUGAAGAAGACCCAGGAGUGCGACGACGAUUCAUGUUGCCAAGUGCCUAGCGAAAACACAGUCGGUGCCAUAGAAUCAUUGCGUUCAAGCCUCAUGACGAUUUGGAACAGCAAGCCACGCCCAGCAAUUGCAGCGAACGCAGCGAGAAAGGACGAGAAACCCCCCUUCACACAGGGUUCUCCUCCAACCAAGCCCAAAGGCAGCACCUCUCCUUCUUUGAAGUCUCACGAGUCACCAACAAAGAUGCAAGAUUCAUCUUCACUUGCGGAUACAAGCUCUAGUGGACACAAUUCAGAGUUUAAGCGCGGGCGGAGUGAAGAUUCAUUGGACAACCAUGCGAAACAGACUCGACGAACUGACGGCCUCUCUGCAAGGCAAAGGCCCUCGUUUAGAGAGGUUAGAGAGACGAAAACUUCGGUUAGAGUGACGAGGCUGACGAUGGGAAGCCAGUACUUGAAGCCUAGGCAACGUGGUCGCUCGUUGUCCCGCGAGAGAACUGUUACGCCGAUUCCAUCAGAUGAAGACCUUUCCUCUCCUGGCGGACUACUCGGCGACGUCAAAAGGCACAGCUAUGACUCGUUGGAAGAGGAGAUCGACUUGGAGGCCCAACGAACUCCUAAUCCAUAUCCCAUGGCUUCAAGUUACAGGGUGUCCCCCAAGAAGCCCCCGAGUGCUUCGGCAUCUCCCAAGAGGAUUUCCAAGUAUUUGGCGUCCCCCAAGCCGCUGAGUUCCAAGCCGUCUCUUUCUCCGUCGCCGUCUUCGGUCAAGCCCACUAUGACCACUGACACAGAAAACUCGUUCAUCAACGCUGCCCUCAAGGCGCGAAAUGUCAACGAUGUUGUUGUGAUUUAUUCGGGAACCCCCGAAACGAGAGACUGGCACCCACCUGAGCAGGAACGAAAAGAACACGAUACGAUGGUACGAGCAAUCCUAGAGAGACCAUCGCUAAUUGACAAGUCAAUCAGGGAACCAUUUCAACCCAAGCAGUUGGACUGGCGAGACGUACGUAAAUGGACGGUGGCGACCAUGCUAAUGCUGUUCUUCGUGGCCGUGAUUGCCGGAUGCCUGGCAUGUGGCAUCACAGGAAACUGUGCCCGUAGAGACAUGAACGUUGCUGAGGAAGAAAAGGAGUUCCAGCCGCUGGUACUCGACCUCCCAGAUUAUACGCAAGAGUCGCUGAAAUCCCUACACACAGCCCAGACAAAGGCGUACUUUUGGUUGGAAAAGGACCCAUAUCGGAAUGCAUACAGUGAUGAGAGAAAGAUGCAACGCUUUGCUCUUGCUACUCUUUACUACUCUACAAAGAUUGCGCAGAACUGGACUGUCUCCACGUCGUGGCUCUCCUAUGACAUCCACGAGUGCUUUUGGUUUUCUUCCUACGAGGGGAUGGAUGUCUGCGAAGACGAAAAGAUCAAACAUCUCGUGUUGAAGAAGAACAAUUUGAGAGGAAACAUACCUCCAGAGAUCGCGUUCCUCACAUCGUUGGUCGAACUUGAUUUGUCGCGGAACGUGCUCUUUGGCCCCAUCCCGGAGCAGCUGAAGAAUCUAACAUCCCUUGAGCAACUUUGGCUCGAAAAGAACGAGCUGAAUGGCGGCAUACCGUCUGAAAUUGGUGCCUUAACCAAACUGACAAGUCUUGCACUGGCGACAAACGAUUUGAAGGGAAGCAUCCCAAGAGAAGUGGCCCAGCUCACGAACCUCAGAGCUUUGCGACUGUUCUACAACUUCUUAACAGGUACUGUUCCUUCUGAGAUUGCUCGUCUCACAAAGCUUGAGCUCCUUGAUGUGGAUGUGAACAACUUGUCGGGAUCGAUCCCGACUGAGCUGGGCUUCUUGAGCAACUUGAAGGAGCUCUGGCUGGACUGGAACAGCUUCGUUGGGCCCAUCCCAACAGAGCUCGGUCACUUGGAAAACCUUCGCAAGCUCUACUUGGGUAGAGCGUUUGUGGGGGAAGAUUUGAGGGACGACGAUUGGAAACAAAGUGGAGACUAUCUGAUUCCCACCGAGCUUGGGAUGCUUACCAAUCUAGAAGAGCUUUAUCUUGACAACAACGACUUGACGGGCGUCAUACCAACCGAGUUGUCCGCCCUGACCAAUCUACAACGAGCAACCCUGGACAACAAUUAUCUGAAAGACACGAUAUCCCCAGGUGUUUGCAGCCUCUUUGGAGGUCAGCUCGAAAGUCUCUCUGUUGACUGUUCCGAAGUUCUCUGUUCCUGCGGCUGCACUUGCGCCUAGGCCUAGCUUUGUUUCCCUCUUCUCUACGAUCUCCCAAAGGCUCCUCAACGCCAAACAUCUUGCAUCGUUUGUGUAGUACAUAUUGCUAUCUAGUUCUCAUGGUUUACAGGCACUGUGCUGUCGUAUCUUCAUUUCCCAUAUUGUUGCUAUUGUGUUGAUAGCUAGCCAUAUCUUCUGCAACAA
Messenger RNA from Seminavis robusta, 4851 nucleotides. The record is from the annotation of a GenBank genome assembly. Lineage: Eukaryota; Bacillariophyta; Bacillariophyceae; Naviculales; Naviculaceae.